AUGGUCGCCGCUGAAGUAGACCGGGAUCUGUUUUACAAGCUCGCGUCAGACUUGUCUGAGGAACGUCUCCAAGCGAUAAUUGGCUUGGUGACGCAGCUGUCAAAAGUUGAAAAGGAGUCUCGCGAGUGGGAGUACGUUCUGAACAGAUUGAUAAAGGGCCUUUCUUCCAGCAGAAAUGGUGCACGUCUCGGUUACUGUCUGUGCCUCACAGAGGUUGUAGCGUCCGCGCUUGAAAAGAGCGUGCUUGCGCAUGCAGACGAGUACCUGCGUUUGCUCCUCUCGACGUUGUCUCGGGAAAACAUCAAAAACGGAAAAGAGGAAAGGGGGAUUUUAUUUGGGAAGCUUUUUGGCUUGCAAGUUUUGCUCAACGAGCCCCUCUUUUCACAGGUUUUCAAGGCAGAGGAUGAAAUUAACCUCGAGUUCAUGCUCACCUACGUAGGUACGCUGAUUGAUGUUGCACUAGCCAAAACUUGGAUCCGAGAAUCCUCGAUGUUCACGCUUUACCAAGCCAUCGAGAAGCUUUCGCCUGUUAUGGGUUCCCAGAAGCCGCUCAAAGCCUUAUUAACACUUUUGGACUCCAGAGGCCUUACGCAGACAAGCGAGGGCCUCGCUGUUUACCUAUAUCUUUUCCACAAGUCCUUCAUUACAACGGGCGCACUACGCAAGAAAGGAUUGCUAGAAGAUCUAAAGUUAAACUCACCUUGGAAGAACAAUGAUCCAUUGUCGAAGGGCAAUCUACCUGCUAUCGCGAACGCGCUCAAAGAGAUAAAUUCAAGUGAGGACCUGUCGGUAAAACAGAAGGGCAUUUGGAUGCCGCGCCUUCACUUUGUUUGGGAUAUCAUCUUAACAAGCUUCUUUGAAGGAGGUGAAUAUGAAGACAAAGCUAGCGAACCCGCGAAGAAAAAGAGAAAGAAAAGCUCCGAAGAAAGGCACCAGCAGAUCAAGUUUCCUGAGUUUUGGAAGUCUGUUGUCGAUGAAUCCUUCUUCAACGAAAAAUCAUCCAGCGAGAGAAAAUACCUAGGUUUCCUAGUGUUCGAGAAAGCUUUUAGUCUGGCUCCUGUCAGCUACACGCACACCUUACUUUCCAAAAACCUGACAAGGUGCCUAAUCAACCAAUGCGGGAGCUCUGAAAGGAAUUUGCAUAAGGUUUCUCAAAGAGUUUUGACCACCAUUGUUGAUGUGUGCAAAAACCAACCUGAAAAGACAGCUCCUUCCUUUGAAACUCUCGCUUUGAAAGAACAUGGGUCAAUAAGCUUCGACCAAUUAACAAAGUCAAAAACCCUAAAUCUUCUUUUGUCAGGCAAGUCGCUGACUGACCAGCAACUCACACUUUUGGGUGAAGUUCUAACAAAUCAUUUAUUUACAAGUCUAAGAGAUCAUUCGCGGGUGAGGUUUCUAUUGGACGCAAUGCUGCACCUUGUUCGCGCGCAUAAAUCUGCCGCGGACAAAGUAUGGUUAGCACCAUUAUUAGAUUCCCUCGUUCAGCAAGGGUUUUUCGAACUUGAUGAAAAUGACAGACAGCCUGAAGUUGGCGAUGAAACAUUCACCGUCAGCAAACUUGCGGUUGAACGACUAUAUUCAAUCCUUGCGGACCUUAUAUCCGCAGACUAUAAGUCCGAAAAAGUAUGUUGGCCACGCUUCACUGUCGAGAUUCUAAUGUCUAAGCUCAAAAAAAAUAAGCUUCUUAAUCCGAUGGAUGAAGAGCUGACUGAGAUUUUAAACAGCUCGAUUAAAACCUUCAAAACCAUCUGUAGUGAGGCUGAAAAAGGUGGCAAGCAGAUGCAGGCCCGUGGUUUUCAAUUGAUAUUUUCUGUGAACAUUUUACAAGCUUACUCAGGUGAAACCGAUUCCAUUCCAGUAUUGCAGGAUCUCAACAGCUUCCACCAAACGCUCGAAGAAAACAAGAGCGGCUCUUAUGCAGGAUUUAUUGAAAUUCUGCUUUCUCUUGCCGCGCAGAAAAAGGCACUUUUAAGGAAGGCCAGUUUACUUGUUUGGGAGCUAUUUGUUGGCGAAGCAUCUCAAGAUGAUAUUGCGGUUUUAUUAGAGAUUUUGCCAGCGCGAGAGAAUAAAGAGGGGUUUUCAAAGCUUUUUGAGGGCGAUGAUGAGGGCGGUUCCGAUGAGGAAGAGAUAUCAGAUGAGCUAUUUGCAGAAGAGGGAGCUUCGGGGGAUAACACUGAAGAGGAAGAGAGUGGCCCAGAUUCUGAUGACCAGGAUGGUGAAGAUACAGAACAGAUUGAUAAAGAGGCAACUAGCGCCCUAGUUAAAGCUCUGAACCUUCCAGAGUCUAUCGUGAAUGACAAUGGUGAAGUCCAUUUUGAGGACCUAGAAGACACUGAGGAUGAAGAAAUAAGCGACGAGGAUCUGGAUGAUGAAAAAAUGAUGGAGCUUGAUGGCCAGCUAUCUGAGAUUUUCAAGCGUAGGAAAGAGGCCCUAUCAAAGAUUCCAACAGGAAAUAAGAGAAAACAAGAGGUCAAAGAGUCAAGAGAAAACGUCAUUGCUUUUAAACACAGAGUUGUUGACAUGCUGGAGAUUUUUGUUCGUUGGGCUGAAAGUGAGCUGAAACAAGGAGGUCGGCCAGAAAAGUCGGUAACCAGCAAGAUAAUCAGUAUUAUCUUGCCGCUGAUAAGUUGUGUUCGUACCACUUUGGAUAAGCCCUUGGCUGAAAAAGUUACCAAGCUUCUCAAAAAUAAAAUAUGCAAGUUGAAAAUCACCACGGAUACUUCACUUGAUGGUCUUGAGGAGAAUCUUUUCGAGAACAGUUUGAAGUCUGUGCAUGAAGCUAUGCUACUCAAGAAAUGUGGACAGUUCCAGAACCUAUAUUUCUCUGCAUGCUCCACUGCUUCAAUGUUCCUCGCCAAGCUAUUCGUGCAUAGGUCCCCUCGCCCCGAAACAUACUUUACGUUAACUGAAGUUUACCAUAAAACCCUAAACGAGUGGUUUGUCGGCGGGAAGUUUUCUGCCAAUUUGUUUAUAGAAUUCCUAAAUUGGCUUUCAAUAAAAAAGCAGCAGAAUUCCGAUUGA
Molecule: messenger RNA, 3021 nt
Organism: Lachancea thermotolerans CBS 6340
Lineage: Eukaryota; Fungi; Ascomycota; Saccharomycetes; Saccharomycetales; Saccharomycetaceae
Gene: POL5
Product: DNA-directed DNA polymerase
Exons: 1
Coding region: 1-3021 (1006 amino acids)
Biological process (GO): regulation of DNA-templated transcription
Cellular component (GO): nucleolus
Molecular function (GO): rDNA binding; transcription factor binding
Source: RefSeq, a predicted model, not a curated record